UAAUUACUACAUGUGACAAUCACUUGAGCACUUUAAAUUUCUUUGUGCUAAAAUUAAUUUCUUUGCAGCAGAUUCUGAAGUUUAAACUUGAUGUCCACAAGCUUGGUCGAACUAUAAGUUCCAUGUUUCUUUCUCCUUUCCACGUGAAAAUUGUCUCCAUUUUCAUGAUAAUUGUAGUAUUUAUUUGCUCAAACUGAAACUGCAUAGUGGGAUGUCAAACUGUAGUUUUUAUUUGCUGAAACUGAAAAUAGAUAGUGGACCUGAAAUUGUAGCAUUUAUUUGAUGAAAAUGGGCGUGAAUAGUGGGAUGUGAAACUGAAAAGUCAGUGUGAAACUGAAACUAGAUAGUGGACUUGAAACUGUAGCAUUUAUUUGAUAAAAAUGGACGUGAAUAGUGGGAUGUAAACUGAAAAGUUAGUGUGAAAACUGAAAACUGCAUGCUCAGCUAGCAGUACUAUAUAUGCUAAGCCUACACCUCUAUAUGCACAGCCAAGACCUCUAUCUCUCUCCUCUUUGCCUACUCCUAAUGUCUCACCAACCACCAAGUGAUGUUGAACCUCAUGACGAGGAUGCUCACCAAUCACCAACCAGCAUAGACCCAGAAGAUUUAUACACGGAUGAUGAAUUUGUAGCCGAGCAAGAAGUAUUAGAAGACCUGCAAGAUGAAAUAGUUGCAGAUUUGAGUACUGAAAUUGAAAGGGUAGAAGGGAGGAAACGGAACAGUGGUCCAAGGAGAUAUUUGGCAAGGCCUCGUGAAGAAGCCAAUCAGCGGCUUAUGCAGGAUUAUUUCACAGAUAUUCCUGUCUAUAAUUCAGCAAUCUUUCGUCGAAGGUUUAGAAUGAGGAGGCCCUUGUUUCUGCGUAUUGUUGAUGCCCUCGGUGAGUGGAAUCCUUUUUUCACCUUAAGAUUGGAUGCUCUUAAUCGCCCUGGGUUGUCUCCAAUUCAAAAAUGCACUGCUGCUAUAAGGCAGUUAGCAAACAGAAGCCCUGCAGACCAGCUUGAUGAGUAUAUUAAGUUUGGUGAAAGUACUGCUGUAGAGUGUUUGAAGAGAUUUGUUCUGGGAGUGAUUCGAGUAUUUGGGACAGAGUAUUUGAGGCGACCAACGGUAGAUGAUGUUGACCGCUUGAUGGCUAUCGGUGAGCGUCGUGGGUUUCCUGGUAUGCUAGGGAGUAUAGAUUGUAUGCAUUGGCACUGGGAAAAAUGCCCUUAUGCAUGGAAAGGGAUGUAUACCCACGGUGAUCAUGGUGUGCCUACUAUCAUUCUAGAGGCAGUUGCUUCGCAUGAUCGUUGGAUAUGGCACACUUUUUUUGGUGUUGCUGGAUCCAACAACGAUAUCAACGUGCUCAACCAAUCUGAUUUGUUUGUCGAGCAGCUGAGAGGAGAAGCUCCUAAGGUGCAGUAUUCUAUCAAUGGAAGAGAAUACAAUAUGGGUUAUUACCUAGCAGACAGAAUAUAUCCAGAGUGGCCUGUUUUCGUGAAGUCUAUCCGUGAGCCACAAUCGGAUAAACAUAAACUCUUUGCACAGCAGCAAGAAGGGGCCAGGAAGGAUGUUGAAUGCGCCUUUGGCAUUUUGCAGUCUCGUUUUUGUAUUUUGCGUCGACCAGCACGUCUCUUUGAGCAAGGGGAUCUUGAGAAUAUCAUGCUUGCUUGUAUAAUGCUCCACAAUAUGAUAAUUGAAGAUGAGAGGGAUAUAGAGCAGGUUCCACUUGAUUUGAAUGAGGAAGCCAGCGCAUAUACUGUUCAAGAAGCUACAAUCUCUCAUGGAGAGAAUCCAGAGAUGGAAGACGUGCUUAACAGAAAUUUCAUCUUACAUGAUCGCCAAGCAUACAAACAACUUCAAUCUGAUUUAAUUGAACAUAUUUGGCUAAAGUUUGGGAAUUCAAAUAGGCAAAAUAAUUAGAUGAUGAUAUCGAGCUUGAUGGAUUUUGAGGGAGAUUUGCAACCUGAUGGCUUCUGGAGGACUUCUGAACCUACCUGAGAUGAUGCUGUGCAAUUGAGAUGAUGAUUGAUGACGUGCAACCUGAUGAUGCCACCUUAUUAUUUUAUACUAUAUUAUGUCAUGAACUUUAGUUAUUUUAUUGCCCAGCUAUAUGGACCUACUUUACUUUACUAUGCAUGUUAUGAACUUCAGUCCUUUUGUUAUGAACUAUAUGUAUGAGAGAUGAUGGAUGAUGCUACCUAUAUAUGGUUCUCGCAAGUGUGUUGGACAGCAGCAAUAUUGCAGUUUCUUUU
Messenger RNA from Panicum virgatum (switchgrass), 2231 nucleotides. RefSeq lists its product as uncharacterized. The record is from RefSeq and is a predicted model, not a curated record. NCBI's taxonomy places the organism in Eukaryota, Viridiplantae, Streptophyta, Magnoliopsida, Poales, Poaceae. The coding region runs from base 460 to 1899 and encodes 479 amino acids. The transcript is spliced from 2 exons.